Penicillium alfredii is the source of this 609-nucleotide messenger RNA. Its product is annotated as GNAT family N-acetyltransferase. Gene Ontology annotation, molecular function: acyltransferase activity, transferring groups other than amino-acyl groups. The coding region runs from base 1 to 609 and encodes 202 amino acids. The record is from RefSeq and is a predicted model, not a curated record. The transcript is spliced from 3 exons. NCBI's taxonomy places the organism in Eukaryota, Fungi, Ascomycota, Eurotiomycetes, Eurotiales, Aspergillaceae.
AUGGCAAUCGAAGUCGUCCCUUUAACCGAGGCCGAUAUCCCCGGCGCCAUCGAAGUGAUUCAGCAGGCAUUUGCCGAUGAUCCCUAUUUCAAGUGGGUCUUUGAUUCAUCCAAGCAAUUCCUCCUCCUCUUCUUCAUCCUCUUCCCCCAUCCUAGGCGUCUCCUGCUGGCUACCCCCCUCCCAACUUCCCAACCCGAAAGCUGGUACUCCUACUUCCAAUCUUGGAUGCUCUCUAUCAACCAGUUCCUCACCAACAUGCGACACUGGGGCCACGGCGGCCUGCACACGCGCCGCUAUUGGAUCUGGAAAGACCGCCAGCAUGCAGCGCAGUCCCAGAUCUGGGAUGAUCCGCGUGGCUACUAUUUCUGUAAUAUUGUGGCUGUGAGCCCCGAGGCUCAGGGGAAAGGGGUGGGGAGGCUACUGUUUGAGGCGGUCACUAAACAGGCGGAUCGGGAGGGGGUCAAGUGUUAUUUGGAGAGCUCGAAGAGUGUGCCGAAUGUGCAGAUCUAUGAGCGGAUGGGGUUUGAGAUGAGGAAAGAGAUGGAAUGUCGGGAUGGAGAGGACGUUUGUAUGUUGUAUUGCAUGGUGCGCAAUCCCAAGACCGAGUGA